Molecule: messenger RNA, 1816 nt
Organism: Suhomyces tanzawaensis NRRL Y-17324
Lineage: Eukaryota; Fungi; Ascomycota; Pichiomycetes; Serinales; Debaryomycetaceae
Gene: MEP2
Product: ammonium permease
Exons: 1
Coding region: 170-1714 (514 amino acids)
Biological process (GO): ammonium transmembrane transport
Cellular component (GO): plasma membrane
Molecular function (GO): ammonium channel activity
Source: RefSeq, a predicted model, not a curated record
UGGUGCUUAUCGCAAAUCUCGAAAAAUAUUGGGUUUGCCGUUUUGCAGCUCGCAUCUGAUUGGUUCUCGAUAAUAUAUAUCGUAAAUGUCUUUGAUUAACAUGUAUCUUGUUCUCUGUAUAAAUAAAUUAUCAUGCCCAAACAAAAGAUGGUUAUUGGUACUGUAAACAAUGUCUGAUACUAAUUUUACUGGCACAGGUACUGGGGGCGACAUUCUUGUUGUCGACCUCAACAAGCAAUUUGACAAGGCUGAUAUGGCAUGGAUUGGUGCCUCAGCUGCGUUAGUGUGGAUUAUGAUUCCUGGAGUGGGUUUAUUAUACUCGGGUCUCUCAAGAAAGCAACACGCUCUUUCCCUUUUAUGGGCCUCCAUCAUGGCAGCCUGCCUCACCGGUUUCCAGUGGUUCUUCUGGGGUUACUCCUUGACUUUCAGUCACACAUCUGGCUCACCAAUCCUUGGUAACUUGGACAAUUUCGCUUUAAUGAAGGUCUUUGGUGCUCCAAGUGCUAUCACAUCCAUCCCUGAUAUUUUGUUUUGUUUCUAUCAAGGUAUGUUCGCAGCCACCACCGCUAUUUUGAUGGUGGGUGCAGGUUGUGAACGUGCUCGUUUGGGACCUAUGAUGGUGUUCCUCUUCUGUUGGUUGACGGUUGUUUACUGUCCAAUUGCAUACUGGACUUGGAACCCAACCGGAUGGUUGUUCAAGUUGGGAGCUCUUGACUUUGCUGGUGGUGGUCCAGUGCACGAAAACUCCGGUUUCGCAGCCUUGGCUUAUUCUCUUAUCUUAGGUAAGAGACACGAUCCAGUUGCAACUGGCAAGGUUCCAAAAUAUAAGCCACACUCUGUCUCCUCAAUUGUCCUUGGAACUGUUUUCCUUUGGUUUGGAUGGUUUGGUUUCAACGGAGGUUCCACCGGAAAUGCUAGUAUCAGAUCCUGGUACGCAUGUGUCAACUCCAAUGUUGCAGCCGCAUCCGGAGGUUUGACCUGGAUGUUCGUUGACUAUUUCAGAACUGGUGGUAAGUGGUCGACUGUUGGUUUGUGUAUGGGUGCAAUUGCAGGCUUGGUUGGUAUCACUCCUGCUGCUGGUUACGUUCCUGUCUACACAUCGGUAGUCUUCGGUGUUGUUCCAGCUAUUCUUUGUAACUUUGCUGUUGAUCUUAAAAACAUUUUACAAAUUGAUGACGGUAUGGAUGUCUUUGCUUUGCAUGGUAUCGGAGGUAUCUGUGGAUCCUUCUUGACUGGAUUGUUUGCCACUAACUACGUUACUGCUUCUGAUGGUUCAGUUGCUGCUGAUCCUGCAACUGAGAUUGCUGGAGGGUGGAUGAACCACAACUACAAGCAGUUGGGUUACCAGCUUGCUGGUAGUUGUUCAGUUGGUUUGUGGUCGUUUGUUCUUACUUCUAUUCUCUUAUUGAUUAUGGACAGAAUUCCUAAAUUGAGAAUUAGAUUGCACGAAGAUGAAGAAAUUUUGGGUACCGAUUUGGCACAAAUUGGUGAACAUGCAUACUUCGAAGAAGAUGAGAUGGUCAACCCAGAACAAAGUCCAUUUGUUAUUGAGCCAGUAAGAUCAACUGCACCAAGAAUUGCUAAGUUGAAAGCAAGUGCCACCUCUAAGGAACAUGAUACUGAUGAGCCAAAAACAUUUGAUGGAGUCAACGCAAGUGACUCUGGAGCUUUGAGUCCAGAUGAUGGUACAGUCAGUGACCACUCAAGAAAGUGAAGCAUCCUAGUUGAUAAUAUUCAGUUCUUUAAUGUAGUAUACCGUACGUUCAAAAUUUUAAUACAAUUGUUAUAGAUGAACAUGUAAUUCUGCUAAUCAGGU